AUGGCGAAAGCCAUUUUAGGGGCUCAUCUAUACGUGGGAAAGGUUGUACUCUGGCCUUUAAGAGAGGCUUUCAAAAAGCCCAACAAUUCAUCUGUUCCCUCUCUUAGCCAAAACAGCAAAAAUGAUUUAAUUCUGGCCUUUUCUGCUGGGGUUCUGCUGACACUGCUGCUGGUGGCACUUGUCUUCCUCAUCGUAAAGGGCUACAGAAAAUGUCACCCCAGUCCCCAGGCCCUGGACCCUCGUUCAGGUCUUCCAGCCAAGCUUUCAUCUGUCUCAGAGGAAUCACUAAACUAUGCCAGCAUGACUUUCAAAAUCUCAGAAGAAAAGGGCAAUCACUUGACUGAGACUUGUUCUGCAGACUUGGACCCCAUAGUCUAUGCUCAAAUUAAAGCAGAACACUCACCUUGCCUUUCCAGUGAGGCUUGAAUCCAGAUCUGCCUUUUCAGCACGCCAUCCUCAUACACUGUUUUCUUUUUUUUUCUUUAACAAAUUUUGGACCACGACCUUUGUGAAACUGCAGUUAAGAGUUGUCUGGGUGUGACCUGGCGAUGCUGGCCAGCAAUUUUGAAGACCAAUGGUCACUCUUUUUCCGAGCCAGAGAAAAUAUCACUGGCCCUCCCACUUUAACGGACAGCCUGUUAGCCCCUCAAGUGCUGAGACUGCCUCCCUCGUACCUUUCCGGAGCAUGUGGUACAGAGCUUAGUGCACAGAGUAUUCACCUAGCAUCGUGGAUCCACUUGGGAGGAGUCAACCAAAUGAACCAUCUAUCAAGAACUUGAAAUAAAGGCAAA
Molecule: messenger RNA, 791 nt
Organism: Otolemur garnettii (small-eared galago)
Lineage: Eukaryota; Metazoa; Chordata; Mammalia; Primates; Galagidae
Gene: CUNH1orf162
Product: chromosome unknown C1orf162 homolog
Exons: 4
Coding region: 1-426 (141 amino acids)
Source: RefSeq, a predicted model, not a curated record